AUGGAUCCUCGAUAGCAUCAGUCGAAUUUCAUUACCUUAAGCUUUUUGAGGGCGACCAUGCGAAAGAUGGUCGAACCUUUCGGGCUUGACGUUUUCUCGAAUAUUGUAUAAACAUUGCGAAUCAGUGCCUCAAGAUGAAUAAAGCAUGCGGAUAUCCACAGACCAUAUGACCCAGGUUCCUUCGGCGUUACUUAUCCAUAAGAUCUGGAGGUCCACAUAUUUAAAAGAACUGCGCCUCUCAAGAUGAUUCUGCAAGCGUUUUACCCGUGAAGGAUGACUGGCCUACGACUCCUUCAGCUCACUUUUCUCACAUCUUGCCUUUCGCUCGCUAGUGCUCUACUCCGCGAUGGACGUCCGCAUGGCAACGCCAUGCCGAUACCAGUGGUCCCUAUCAUCGAAGUAGAGCAUACCACUAGCUACACAGCAACUUCUUUAGCGGAUGAACUACCUCCAUACGACACGGUCUAUUAUUUCGACCAACUCAUCGAUCAUAAUGACCCAUCGCUUGGAACGUUCCAGCAAAGGUAUUGGCAUACUUAUGAAUUUUAUGAGCCAGGCGGACCGAUUAUUCUUAUGACGCCAGGGGAGGCUAACGCAGCGCCUUAUUAUGGGUACCUUACGAACCGCACGAUCAACGGCCUUAUCGCCCAACAGGAACACGGGUCGGUCAUCGUUGUUGAACAUCGGUUUUACGGCCUUAGCAACCCCUACCCUGACCUUACCGUCGCGAGCUUGAAAUAUCACACUGUUCAGCAAGCUAUUGACGAUGUGGAAUAUUUUGCUAAGAAUGUCGUGCUUCCAAUGCCCAACGGUGAUCAAGUUGGCCCCGAUAAAGCCCCAUGGAUCCUCACUGGGGGCAGCUACUCAGGUGCUUUAACUAGUUGGACCAUGGUGAUUAAGCCUGAUGUAUUUUGGGCGGGAUAUGCAUCGUCUGCUGUCGUCGAAGCAACAUUCGAUUUCUGGAGGUAUUUCGAACCCAUUCACCAGAAUAUGCCACAAAAUUGUUCUGCGGAUGUUGCCGCUGUGAUUGCCUAUGUGGACGACGUCUUCUCUGGUAACGAUACAACAGCCAUCAAUGCGAUUAAAGACAAAUUCGGUCUGACUGAGAUGACACAUCUCGAUGAUGUGGCUGGCGCGUUAAGGAACAAUCUGUGGGAUUGGCAGUCUCUCCAGCCGACAUCUGGUGCUGGUGCUCAAUUCUUUGAAUUUUGUGACGCCCUAGAAGUCAAGAACGGUGCAAAUGCACCUGCGGCAGGGUGGGGCCUCGACUACGCACUCUCAGCUUGGGGUUCCUAUUUCAAAGAUGAUUACUAUACGUUGCUUUGUGGCGAUAGUAGCGCUGAGGAUUGUCUGGGAACAUAUAACGCGUCCCAAGAUUUCUGGACUAACACCGACAUUGACAACAGCUAUCGUUCCUGGAAUUGGAUAGUCUGCAAUGAAGUAAGUUAUUAUCAAGAUGGUCCCCCAGUAAAUGCUACAGAAACACCCAUUGUGACGCGACUCGUCAACGUUGAAACGUUCUACGAUCAGCGCCAAUGCCAAAUGUUUUUCCCUGAGGCUUUCCCCGACCCCCCAUACCCAGACACGAGUAAUAUUAAUACGCUGUACGAAGGAUGGGACGUUAGUCUCGAUAGGAUUUUCUUUGCGAACGGCAUUCGGGAUCCUUGGAGAGAGGCUACUGUAUCCGCGCAGGGACUUAAUAUUCCUAGCACUGAGGAAAUGCCUAUCGGACUAUCGGAUGGUUUCCAUUGUUCUGAUCUGUCCACCACGACGGGUACAGUGGAUGCAAUGGUAGGCAAGGUGCAGGCGUCCGCUUUGGCAUCUAUGAAUACAUGGUUGAAAGAAUGAGAAUGAACGAAGAUUUGACGAGUUUCAGAAAACUUGUACUCAUUUGUACAAAGCUAAAUGUAAUGAUUUGAAACUGC
Molecule: messenger RNA, 1925 nt
Organism: Desarmillaria tabescens
Lineage: Eukaryota; Fungi; Basidiomycota; Agaricomycetes; Agaricales; Physalacriaceae
Product: peptidase S28
Exons: 14
Coding region: 274-1848 (524 amino acids)
Biological process (GO): proteolysis
Molecular function (GO): dipeptidyl-peptidase activity; serine-type exopeptidase activity
Source: RefSeq, a predicted model, not a curated record